Messenger RNA from Lolium rigidum, 3360 nucleotides. Its product is annotated as protein NRT1/ PTR FAMILY 4.4-like. Gene Ontology annotation, molecular function: transmembrane transporter activity. NCBI's taxonomy places the organism in Eukaryota, Viridiplantae, Streptophyta, Magnoliopsida, Poales, Poaceae. The transcript has 6 exons. The record is from RefSeq and is a predicted model, not a curated record. Gene Ontology annotation, biological process: transmembrane transport. The coding region runs from base 1445 to 3142 and encodes 565 amino acids. Gene Ontology annotation, cellular component: membrane.
UUUAUGAGAUCUUACUUCACGCAGAUUACGAUUCCUCCUUAAACUAGACAUGAAUUGCCGACGUUUAGCAAGGACGGCAGCUAUUUGUCCUUUUCUUUUCUUAGUAGGGACAACAGCAGUGACCCUUUUAGUACUUAGCCGUUUGGAAGGUUGGCCGAUUUUAUUGGUCGUAUAUAGUUCGCAAUGAUACGUCUAAUGUAUUUCUUAAUCUUUGUGUCCAUUCCCUUUCACUUCGUUUCCAAAUGUCGCUCAAUGAGCGUGAGCAACUUUGGGGCUUAGGCCUGAAACAUUGGUGGACUAUUAGUCUUUAUGGCAGUUCACAAGUUUAAUUUGUCGAUAGCAUGAGAUUUAGGUAACUUCUCUACAUUUAUAUCUGUGUGUAUUGUAGGAACCAUACCCUGUUAUUACAUGAUGCACCUUUACCUCUACACCUGGGUUUCAAAUUUCAAGUAUUGGAAGAAAGUAGUGACGAAGUAUUAUUUUUGAUUUUCUGGUCACCUGCACGGUAACACAAGGUAGCAGACUAGUCUUCAGAUAUUAUGAAUCCCCCUAUGUUACACAGAUGUCUAUGAUCUCUCUCUCUCUCUCUGUUCACCAAAACAAUAUGUGUAGCUCGGAUAAAUAAGUGCACAUGUUAUACAAGUAUUAUUUUCUUUUGCAGUGAAUGCUAAUAGCAUCUUCAUACGAUUUGCACGGAGGACUACACUAGCUAGUCUUAAAAAAAAACAAGACCACCGGGCAACUCUGGCCGGCCAGAAGACGCCACAUUGCUCUAGUCACUGAGCUACUAGCUCAUCCACACACUAGCUCGUCUUGCUGUUUCAAAUAUGGUAUUCAUCUUUAUGGAAGAUGACACUAAGCUUUUUCUGUAGUUCAGUGGGAGUUUGGUAAACCUUCAACAUGUCAGCUUCUGUAAUUUGACCAUGUCGUUGGUGCUAGGACAUCUGUAGCAGCCCAUGUAGGGAAUUUGAGAUUCAAUGGAAUAGAAUGUGCUACAGUGCUACUACAGGAAGGGUUAAGUCUUAAGAAUGUUUGGUUUGAUAUAUUGCUUUUCGAAUUAUUCUCUGGCCAUCUCACACUCAACAAAAUCAGGUAUUGUUCAACUUCUGGUGGAAAACUGUUACUUUUUUCCUGUAUAUGGUUUCAACUUAUUGUGAGAUUAGUCAGUCGAUGACUAAAUGAGGGAUUUUUAAGGGAGCAAAUUAGAACCCACCUACGCCUCUUAUGUUGGACAUUUUCUGCACUUGGAGCCUCUGUAGAUCAAUUAACUAUAUUUUUGAAGUAAUUCCUCUCCUCUGUUGGAUAUUGUCUACACUUGGAUCAUUUAUGGAGUUACAAGAGCAUCUACAUGCCUGGUCCCUCCAAAACGAGCAUACACAAGUGUGAGCCAUGCCACAGGUAGGCAGACAAGCAGUAAGCAGGAGGAGGAAGAAGAAGAAGCGCCAUGGCACUUGGAGUCUUUGUAGAUUGGAGGGGAAACACCAUUAAUAGAAAGGUGCACGGCGGAGUCAGAGCAGCAUGGUUUUUGUAUGUUCUGACUGUGAUAACAAACGUGGUUAUAGUCCCAAACGUCCUGAAUAUGGUUACUUAUCUCCAUGGAACAAUGCAUAUGGGGGUUUCAGGCUCCGUAACUACAGCCGCUAAUUUUUUCGGUGCCACAUCCGGGUUUGCAAUGAUCGGAGCUUUCAUCUCAGACUCCUAUGUUACUCGUUCUAGAACUAUGCUCCUGUUUGGUCCAUUUAUGUUUCUGGGAUAUGGGUUGCUCGCACUACAAGCCUACUUACCCUCCCUGCAUCCACCACCGUGCAAUAUUGAAGCAGAAGUAAACAACUGCAAAGAGGUCCAUGGCCGGGACGCUGCCUUAUUGUACAUAGGCUUGUAUAUGAGUGCAUUUGGUGAUGGUUGUAUACGUUCUUGCUUGUCCUCCCUUGGAGCAGACCAGUUUGACCAUGAAGAUCCCACUGAAUCUCGGCAACAGUCCAGCUUCUUUAACUGGUAUACCUUCGGGAUUUCCUUUGGAGGCUUUGUAGGGCUGAUUCUCAUAGUGUGGCUCCAGAAGUAUAAAGGGUGGGAUAUCGGAUUUGGGUUGUGCGCUCUCCUAAUUCUUCUCGGACUGCUCAUAGUUGCUGCUGGUUUCCCCUUCUACCGCAACCAAGUACCAGAAGGAAGUCCUCUAACUCGAGUACUGCAGGUUCUUGUGGUUGCAUUCAGGAACAUGAAGCUUGAAGCACCUGAAAAUCUGGAAGAAGCACGGAAAAUCAAUCCCGAGGCGGGAACAGUUUCUAUUGAUGCAUACUCUCAAACAAAUAGUCUGAAAUUUCUCAACAAAGCUUGCAUCAACCGUGGUAAAAGUGGAGCCUGGUCAGUUUGCAGUGCGACGAAGGUGGAGGAAACUAAGAUUGUGCUUCGUUUUCUUCCGAUCUUCAUCAGCUCCGUGUUUGGAUAUAUAUCAAACAUUAUCAUCUUCACAUUCACAGUGCAGCAAGGUGGUAUGACAAACACGAGGCUGGGCAAGAUCCAUGUUGAACCAGCGACGCUCUUCGCCAUCCCCGUAAUAUUCCAGAUGCUAAUUCUUGCCAUCUAUGAUAAAUUCAUUGUGCGGUUAUUGCGAAGGCGCACAGGGUACAUUGGUGGCAUCACCCAUUUGCAGCGCAUAGGUAUAGGCUUCGCCGCCAUGAUACUUUCCUGUGUCAUCGCAGCGGUUGUUGAGAAAAAGAGAAAGGAAGCUGUUGAGCAGAUGUCCAUUUUCUGGCUUACACCUCAGUUCUUACUGCUCGGCAUGUCAGAUGUAACAUCAUUCACUGGGCUCCUUGAGUUCUUCAACAGUGAAGCGCCACGGGGAAUGAAGUCAAUUGGCACGGCAUUGUUCUGGUGUGAUCUAGGGCUUGCGUCAUUGAUGGCCACAUUCCUGGUGGAUGCUGUAAACAGGGCAACAAGGCAUGGUCACCAGCGAGGCUGGCUAGAGGGUACAACCUUGAACAGCAGCCAUCUUGACUGGUUCUACUGGGUUGUGGCUGUAGUCGGAUUGCUUGGCUUCUUCAACUACCUGUACUGGGCGAAGAAGUAUGUGUACCGGAACAACCAACGCACCACUAAGCCAACGGUAUGCAUUGAGCCAAUGGGUGAUCAGGUUUCACUUUGAAUUAUCAACAUAUACUCGGUAUCUUACUUUGGAAAACAGAAGGCUGUGUGAUUCACCAUGUCAUGGACUAGUCAAGCUUGGAAAGUGAAGUAUAAGCCUGCAGCAGUACUGUGCUGGCAUGUGCUGAUCGGCUGAAUUAAUCCUCCAUGCCAGAAGAUUUGGAUUUCACCGUAGUAUGCAGCGUGUUCCAUGGUUUUCUUCGUUGCGAAGUAAUAUCC